Caenorhabditis elegans is the source of this 528-nucleotide messenger RNA. RefSeq names its product Fatty acid-binding protein homolog 8 (gene lbp-8). Gene Ontology annotation, molecular function: fatty acid binding; lipid binding. Lineage: Eukaryota; Metazoa; Nematoda; Chromadorea; Rhabditida; Rhabditidae. Gene Ontology annotation, cellular component: lysosome; nucleus. The record is from RefSeq and is marked reviewed.
UCAGUCCUUCCUUAUGGUUUCCAUGAAAGAGUUUAUUGGACGAUGGAAACUAGUCCAUUCGGAAAACUUUGAAGAAUACCUGAAAGAAAUCGGAGUUGGUCUUCUUAUUCGUAAAGCUGCAUCUUUAACAAGUCCGACAUUGGAAAUUAAACUAGAUGGUGACACUUGGCAUUUCAAUCAAUACUCCACGUUUAAAAACAACAAGCUCGCUUUCAAAAUUAGAGAGAAAUUUGUUGAAAUUGCUCCGGAUGAGCGAUCCUACAACACUUUGGUUACAUUCGAAAAUGGAAAGUUUAUCAGCCAUCAAGACAAAAUAAAAGAAAACCACCACAGCUCUGUUUUCACAACUUGGCUCGAAAACGGAAAACUGUUGCAAACGUAUCAAUCUGGGAGCGUCAUUUGUCGUAGAGAGUUUGUCAAAGAAUAAUCUAUAAGGGAUAACAAAUUUGUUAAAUAGAAGUUUCAUUGAUAUUAAUAAAAAUUACAAGUCUCAAAUUGAUUUUUUUCAAUCAAUAAAUUUUUGAUCGC